Molecule: messenger RNA, 4193 nt
Organism: Columba livia (rock pigeon)
Lineage: Eukaryota; Metazoa; Chordata; Aves; Columbiformes; Columbidae
Gene: PARP9
Product: poly(ADP-ribose) polymerase family member 9
Exons: 10
Coding region: 1145-3493 (782 amino acids)
Biological process (GO): positive regulation of type II interferon-mediated signaling pathway; protein poly-ADP-ribosylation; negative regulation of gene expression
Cellular component (GO): nucleus; cytoplasm
Molecular function (GO): transcription corepressor activity; ubiquitin-like protein ligase binding; NAD+-protein mono-ADP-ribosyltransferase activity
Source: RefSeq, a predicted model, not a curated record
GCCUCCAAAGAGAAGCGCGGUUUAGGUAAGCCUCUCAUUUAGCCAUCUGCCAAGUGCGAUCCUGUGUUUAAGUAGAAAAUUGCCAGCUGCAGCCAGCAAACAGGAGAACAUCAACGUGGAAUAGCCAAAAUCGACCUGUCCUUACGAAGAAGGAACUUGCUCAUGUGCUUGAGGAAGAGCCACAGAAUUAAAGACAAAACUCAGCGUAAUAUCUCGGUGUCACGGGUUCAAGAAUUUAUCAGCAAGUGUUCCUCUGCUGUGAGUUACCGACUCUGCAAAGGGCUGGGGUACCCACCUUUGGACCUUGCUGGAAAUUGAUAACAAAAUGCUAUGAACGCCCUGGAGAGGGCAGAGUCCGGUUCAGCCGUCUCAGCAAAACAAGCUCAGAGGGGAAAUAAAAUAGUGUUUUCUGCUUUCACAAGCAUUUUGAAGCCCUGAUUACAGCGUGGCUUUUCACAUUUGCCUUCUCAGCUGGAGUUUUAGUGGCAAAUGCAGCACAGCGUCACAGUGGCACUGCGGCCAGUUAACAAAGCCCUGUAACAGCAUCUCUUUAGAAGAUAUUCCUCUCCUAGUUGUCUGCUCCGUUUUUUCUCGUCACCUUUUAUUCUUAGCCCACUCAGUUGUGCUGCUGCGUCAGUCUUUGAGGUUGGUGCUCUGAAUCAAAUUAAGUUUUGUGGUGUGGUGGGUUUUGUUUGUCGUUUGUUUGUUUGUUUGUUUUUAAUUAAGAUUAUAUCACUGAUUAAUUUAAGAAUAUGUCCCUGAAAAUGGUUGUGUCAGCCUAAUGGUGGGGAGAAUAAACAGUAGGAAAAAGAGAGGUCUGACAUCUGCUGGGUCACAAGAAGAUAACCUUGAAGACUGACUACUUCAGAGGAGGGUGAGUGGUCUCUCUGAGGACAUUGAGCAGCAGCUGCCUUUGUUUGGUUCCUAGAACGGAGCUGGUUGUUGAUUGAGAAGAUGAAACUGAAAGUAUUUGCACACUUACAGGAAAGGGUGGACAGCAUAAUACUGAUUGUUUCUCAGAAUCCCAGUAGGUUAAUCUGACAGAGCGCCCUUGAACUUUACACUUUCCUGAAACUCAUACUGCUGUGAUUCAUCAGGCAUUGGAAGGAAAGAGAAGGUCUUGAGGAAAGGGCCAAGCAUCGUAAUGGAUGAAGACAGCUUGAUGAUCUCCAUCAAUAAAGAUGCCUAUGAAGUUCUUAAGAAAAGAGAGAACUGUCUAAGUAAUCUCAUUUACAAAAAGUUUGCUUGUACAUUGACCUUCAAAAGUACAGGGUGCACCGUUGAAGUAUACAGGAAAAAACUAAAGCAGGGAAUUGACAUUUGUGUUUGUAAGGAUGAUCUCACAAGACACAAGGCUGAUGCUUUGGUGAAUGCAGCCAACGAACGCUUAGAUCAUAAAGGAGGCCUUGCUUUAGCCCUGGUGGAAGCUGGAGGGCCAGAAAUACAAGAGCAGAGUACUCUUCAUAUUAAAAAGCAUGGAAUACUCACAGCUGGCAAAAUAGCAGUGACAGGUGGAGGGAAGCUUCCUUGUAAGAAAAUUAUUCAUGCAGUUGGUCCAAGGUGGAACAGUUAUGAAAAGGAAAGAUGUUGUGACCUACUUCAGGAAGCUAUUGUGAAUGUUCUGAAGUAUGUUACUGCUCCGGAAAAUACUAUAAGUUCUGUGGCUAUCCCAGCAGUGAGUUCAGGUCUUUUUGGCUUCCCAAUCAAUUUGUGCGCUCAAGUGAUGGUGAUGGCUAUAAAAGAAUUUGUUGAGGCAAGUCCACCAUGCUGUCUCAGGGAAAUCCGCCUGGUGAACAUUGCUGAGCCUACAGUUGCAGAAAUGAAGAAGGCCUGUGAAAAGUUUCUGGAUGAUACCGGUUCACUUCAGGAAACUCUGCCAGCUUCACCAAACCAGCCUUCAGCUUUCAUCAAAGUUGGAGGCAUUCGCAUGCGCAUCAUAAAAGGACUCAUGGAAGAACAGAAGACUACAGCUAUUGUUAAUUCUGUGACUGUGAGUGGCGACCCUGACUCUCCAAUUUCAAGAGGAGUGCUGCAAAAAGCAGGUUCAGGUCUUCAGGAUGAACUUAAGACUCAUCUUAGAUAUUCUUCGUUUUAUAAGCCAGUCGUAUUAACAAAAGGACAUAAUCUGCCCUGUGCGUUUGUACUGCACAUCGUACAGCCACGAUACCACCACAGAGUGUUACUGUGUGAGGAAUUAAAAGCUGUUGUGACAACGUGCCUGUGUUCCUUGCAGCACCAUGAGCCUUCCUCAGUUUCUUUUCCAGCAAAUGGGAUUUGGUCAUUAAUGCUGCCUGUUGAUAUAGUGGCAGAGAUCAUGAUUGAAGAGGUUUUCAAUUUUGGCAUGGCUCACCCUGAGAUGAAGAUAGAUGUGCAGUUUGUCCUGUGCCAAGAUGACUACGAUGGCUGUCAGGUUUUCCUGAGCAAAUUUUAUUCAGCAGCAGACAAACUGGGAAAAAAUCAACAGUACAACAGAAACGAUCAUUUGAGUCCAGAGUCAGGCAGUCAAAGCAUAAACCAGACUGCAAAUAAUGAACCGGCUAUUGAACUUAAAGGGAACACACGUACAGCAUUGGAAGCAGCAGAAUCAUGGAUCCAAAGCAUCGUACAAAUUCAGGAAAGGCACUGGGCUGUUAUUGAAAACAACUAUAUAUUUAGCCUUGGUAAAAAAGAGUUUGCAGAACUAUCUCGAGAGCAGCACUCUAGCGUAUGUGUAUCAGAAGACGUGAGAGAUGGGAAAGCAACACUGGAAUUUCAGGGCCCUCCCAAUGCUGUGAUUGAUGCAGUGCUCACAACUGAGAAAUUACUCCUUCGUAUGCAAGAGAAGACCACAGCCAAACAAGAGGAACUGCUGUUGUUAAUGGGCCAACCAGAAGCAGGUCAGCUUUCAGGAGGACACCUCCACAAGACACAUGCUACUAAAUGCAUCCAGAUUUCACUAGUGGAAUCGCACCUUCAGGAAUUUAAAGACAGACAGAAACAGUUUGAAAAAGCUGGGCUUCAUGUUCUCAAGGUUGAAAAGAUAUAUAAUCCUCUUUUAUCUGCUGCAUUCCAACAAAUGAAAAGAAACAUAGAAGAAAAACACGGUACAUCCAAAGUAACCUCCAAGCUGUACCAGCGCGUUCCUGCUCAGUUCUGCAGCUCGGUGUGCCAGACUGGCUUUCACAGGAUGUAUUCUCCACCAACAGAACAAAAAUACGGCGCUGGCAUCUACUUUAAAAGGAACCCAAAAGGCCUAAUCGAGGGUAGAAACACGUGGGAAACAAACUCUAAAAUGUACGUGUUUGAGGCUGAUGUAUUAACAGGCUUAUACACUCAAGGCAAGCCAUCUUACAUUAUGCCACCUGCAGCAGAGGGUGAUGCCAUUCAGGUCUAUGACAGCUUAGUAGAUGAUGUAAACAAUCCUGAGACCUUUGUCAUUUGCAACGGUGUUGGGGCCCUUCCACAAUAUUUGUUGACUUGUUCCCCAGUGAGGGAGAGGUAUGUGACCUUCUGAGGAAACCAGCAAACUUAAAGAGGUGAAUGUAUCAGGGGAAAGCCAUUUCCCACAUAGGGACAUGCUAUUAAAUACACAUAGUUAUGGCAAAUGUGAGGCAAUACUUCACAAUUUCUAACAGUAGUUGCUGUAACAGUUUUCGCUAGUUAAGAGAUCCUGAGCACUGCAGAUAAAUGUAUUCAAAAUAAAAAUUUUGAAUGACACUGUCAACUAACCUGUUAUUUUUCCACAUAGUCUUAAGAACAUGACUUGGACUGUAUUUGAGCUUCAGAUUAUUCAGUGGUAUUCAAUCUCUCUGAAAGGCUACAAAAUAGUAGAGAACUAGUUCAAGUUACAGCUUGAAAUUGCUCUUCAAUUAACCUACCUUUAACAAUAUCUUUUAAAGAUUACAGUAUCAACUGUAGAUAUCCUCACAUUGCUUCUGUAGUGACCUAAAGAAAAGCCUCAGAGGUCUUACACUAAUUUCAAUGUAAAUGGGGAUUCAGUCCAGCUGUCAGGUACUUGGAAACCUUCUGUACUAAAGCCUGACACUAUUUGUGACGUUAGCAAGGUUUAAAACAAAUCUGUUGCCUCAAACUAAGAGCUACUACCAGAUUUGUCUAAUAUGAAGCAUUUAAAACCAGUUAUGGCCUAAACUGAACACCUGAACAGCUUAUAACAGUGUUGUCACACAGAAAUAAAGGCUUAUCUGUCAAUAUCA